AUGCCCUUAGAAGACCGACACUACAAGACAACAGGAGAUUGUUCUGGCUUUGAACCCACGAGUGUCACAGUUUGGGAUGUAGAUGUCACGAUCGGACUGGAAAAUGGUGAGUUCGAGACCUCGCAGGACAGUGUUGAGCAGCUUGCGACAUGGAGCCUGACCUAUGAGAUGGAUGAUAUCAAUUUACACUACAGAUUCUUGAACUGGCGGCGCAGGAUCAGAGAAAUCAGGGAAGUCCGUGCUGUUCGUUAUCAAGAGCGAUACAAACGAAUGUUGAAGAAUGGAGACACGCUAAGUUACCAAGGGAACUCUGAUGAAGUUGGCUGCUACGUGGCUCCACGCCCCUUAUCAAAGGGAAACUGUUACUUCGAGGUGACCAUUAUGGAUACUGGGGUGAGAGGGACGAUUGCUGUUGGGCUGGUUCCCCAGUAUUACAAACUUGACCAUCAGCCUGGCUGGCUUCCACAUUCAAUAGCUUACCAUGCCGAUGAUGGAAAGCUGUACAACGGCAACCCCGUCGGUCAGCAGUUUGGUCCUAAAUGUAACCGUGGUGACCGAAUCGGUUGCGGUAUCUAUGCAGACACUUUCGAUGCCGGACUCGUCACUGUGUUUUUUACAAAGAAUGGCAAGGAAGUGGGGUCAGUGGUGGUGCCGGUGGCUCCAGAUGGGCUUUUCCCUGCCAUUGGCAUGCACUCCCUCGGCGAGGAGGUACGGUUGGACCUGCAGGCAGAAUGGGGUUCGGAGGAGGAGGACAGCGUCAUGAUGGUGGACAGCCAUGAGGAUGAAUGGGCACGCCUGUAUGAUGUCAGAGUCAGCGGCACGGUGAGUGGGGGAUGGCCAUCGAAAACCAAACCAAAUCUUCUGGAAUAUGUCGGGAAAGGGAAGAGCAUCAUGGACGUUGGUCUGGCUCAGGCCCGACAGCCCCUCACGACACGAAGUCACUACUUUGAAGUGGAGAUUGUGGAUCCCGGAGAGAAGUGCUACAUCGCCCUGGGUCUGGCAAGAAGAGAUUACCCAAAGAACAGGCAUCCAGGAUGGAGUCGAGGUUCUGUUGCAUAUCACGCAGAUGACGGGAAGAUCUUCCAUGGAAGUGGAGUAGGAGACCAGUUUGGCCCUCGCUGUUUUGAAGGUGACAUCAUGGGCUGUGGAAUAAUGUUUCCUCGGGACUAUGUGCUGGACCAUGAAGAUGAAAUGGACGACUGGGAUGCUGCUGAUGUACGACCAAAGCAGGGGCGUGUCGAAAAUUUACUAUAUUUGAACGAUGAAGACGAGGAAGAGGGAGAUGAUCCAGAACAAGAACAUGAGGGCCAAAAGGUUAUGGUGUUCUUCACCCGGAACGGCAAGAUUAUCGGCAGGAGGGAAGUGGUUGUCCCGGCCGGAGGGUUUUACCCCACUAUCGGGAUGCUCAGCAGCGGAGAAAAGGUGAAGGUGGACCUCCAUCCUCUCAGCGGAUAAUAAACGAGGAACUCCACAUCUCCAAUCCACAAGCGGAUGGAAAAGACCCAAAAAUUUAUGCUGAGAUUCCUCUCGUCUUUUUGACAUUUCAAGGCACUUCAAAAUGCAAGUUUAACACGUCUAACACUCCAGUGCAUGUUUCAUCUACAGCGAUCACCUCAGCUUCAAACCACAUAUAGAGGGGUUUGUGGCAUCAAAUGGUUAAUAUUGGGCCUCAAAAGAACUGUUGACCGAAAAAAAGAUACAUUUUGUUUAUUGAAAAUGCGUAGAAAAUAUUAAAUUAUAUAUUUUUUAUGUACAUAUGUAAAUUUACGUAUUGGCUGCUACACAAACAUUUAUUUAGCAAAAUCAAUCAUGAUAUUAAUAAACAACUAGACACCCUAGAGAAACAAAGAUAUGGCAUGAGGGUGUUAAUAAUUAUUAAUAAAUGAUAAAUACAUAUAAUAAUGUUAAAAAUAACUUCAGCGUUUUCCACAAGCACUCCCUCUCACAAAUGACUUGUGAAGGUGAUGAAAGCAUAUUAUGGUUAUUUUUCUUAUUGUGAUUCGUGCCAUUUUUCGCUAUUAUUUCUAUCUGAAAAUGAGCGGUUGAGGGGGAAGGUGUUUGCCAGUGGAUAGCAUGGAGUAAUUGCUAAUUGUGACGUCAGCGGAGGCGAGUUGUAUUGUCUCCUGUUGUGUAUCAUACACUCUCAUCCGUCAUCAGGAAACGCAUGAUGAGAGAGCAACACACCGAAUCGGCUACUUCAUGUUUAUUUGUUCAUGAAUGCAUCUUAAACCAGUUAUGCUUAUUUAGUUCAGGCUUUUCUGUGAAUGUAGAUUUUUUACAUCAGCUUGUGGACAUUUUAUCAGAUAUUUCAGGGCAGACGCCACAUUGGAGUCGGAAAACAUGGAGCUGUUUAUUCAGGAAUUGUCCACUGUAAUGUGAGCUAGUCUGGUUCACAAAUGCUACAAGCACUUUAGAGACGCCUCAACUUAAGCUGAUAGUCCGAUGGGCGAGCGGCUGUGAUGCUGCGCUCUAGACUUCUCAACAGAUGCCAUUUUGCACACCUCGCUGUUGCAAUAAUGCCCUUCCUCUUCUGUCCUGUUACAUAUCACAUAUUACAUAUUUUGCCAAAUUUAAUGUCGAAUUUUGUCCCUUUCAAUAUAUUUUCUCCUCCAACACGUUUUAUAAACAAAGUUUGAAUUAUAUUAUUUUUUUCUCUAUAUUGCCAUAAUUUAGUUUCUUAAGUUAAAUCCUAGUUGAAUCUCAGGAUGUUGGUUAUGUUCAGAAUGAGAUACUAGCUUACUGCAUACUGCACAGUGUAUACUGUAUGUCUACAUUUUUUUAAGAAUUUGAGAAAGUGCAAAAUAUUGGAAGCUUGUUUUGGCCAUGGGAUUUAAAAAAAAAGGUCAUUGACUUUUUAUCUAACAAUUCAGACUUUUUUCUCGCAAAAAGUUUGUACCUUACAAUUCUUUCUUUUUUUUCUAUUGCGGAAUAGAAACUCACAAUUCAAUACAAUUCUAAAUUGUGAGAUAAAAAAGUUGGAAUUACCUCAUUAAUUUUUAAUUCUGUGGCAGGAGCAAAAAAAAAACUUAGUGAGAUGUAAUUGCAAACUUGGAAUUGUGAGGAAAAAAGUCUGAAUUGUGGGA
This is a messenger RNA of Sinocyclocheilus rhinocerous, 3083 nucleotides long. Its product is annotated as SPRY domain-containing protein 3-like. Gene Ontology annotation, molecular function: protein binding. NCBI's taxonomy places the organism in Eukaryota, Metazoa, Chordata, Actinopteri, Cypriniformes, Cyprinidae. The record is from RefSeq and is a predicted model, not a curated record. The coding region runs from base 1 to 1455 and encodes 484 amino acids. The transcript is spliced from 12 exons.